AUGCGCAAAUUCUUUACUGCAAAACCGAAAAACCCGAGCACGACGAGUCAGUUAAAUGAGAAAAGGAUUCGACUAGGAAAUGAGAAUUCUCCGAAUCAACAACAAGGUGAAACUCCACACAUUAAAAAGGACCUAGACGAAGCAAAGAAAUGCCGAGCUCGUCGCCUAAAAAUUUUAGAAGAACGAGCAAACGAUGCACCUUUUAUGGAAGAUGUUUUUGAAAUGUACAAACGGGAGCUCAUCACCACGAAAGAGCUCUCGGAUAAAUCGGCCUUGAAGAAACACGGUCUUACUAAAGUCGGGUUUACGGAAGAUUUUUCAUUAACGACUUAUCGAGCGAUUACAAUAUCAAAGGAGUUAGCGACAUCGUUCAAGAAAGGAGAGAAAUUUUACCUGCGUGGAGAAUUGGAUGAAAAUAUGGUCCUCUGCUCAGCCACACAAACAUUUGAUAUUCAUGCUUGUGCAACUUCUAGUCUUUUGACCAUUUCUACAUUGAAACCAGAAUUUAGCACCGAAGCGGCAAGCGCUUUUGAAAGCACCUCGAUUUUGGGCUCUGUCGAUCAGAACAUCUGUUUUGCGACUUUGAAGUCAAAUGUUGGGACUCAAAAACUACGAGAGUUGUUACGCCGAAAUGAGCUGGACUGGAAAGAAGAAGAUUCUAGUCAAGCAAGUUUUGAGGUGAUCGAUGAAUCGACAAGAAGAUUUUCAUCCCGGGAACUCCUGCGAAUGAUUCAAAUGAGUGAAGGGGAACUGCGCGCUUUCUGUAAACGAAUGCCAGUAAUCGAAUAUAAAGGAAAAUUUUGCUGGAUGACUCAUGCCUAUUGCACACAUCUCUUUGAUACUUUGGUCGAUUUGCUAGAUGAUACUGAUCAUUCUGAUAUUGAGAUAUCAUUUUGCACCUUCGAAUCCCUCCGAGGAGCUUUUCCAACUUCUAUCCCAGAUACGGCAAUUCAGUGGCUAUUGAACAGAACGUUUGAACAAAUACCAGAUCAAGAAGUUUAUCAACUUGACGAGGGACGUUUUGUGACGGAACGACUUCGACAUUUAUUGCCGCUAACUCCGGUUCAAUACCUCAGCCAAUUAUACUCCGUGGCCGACAGAAUCCUUCCUGCUAGAUGCACUUUUAAACCUGAAUAUCUUCUCGGAGUUGCUACAACUACAACACAUGGAUCUGGCGAGAAGCUGAUUAUUUUAAUGGACAAGGAUGAACUUCCAGAUGAACAUUUGGAUAGGGUGAAAUCUAUGUUUGCUGCGAGAAGUAUUUGGCCAGACAACGAGAUGAGAGCUUACCUUGCGGAUGUCUUCCUUUCAAGGCAAAAGAUGGACGAGUUUCUUUUCGAAAAUGUGGAAAGAGGUGAAGACGGCGAUGGGAAAAUUAUUUACGGAGGCGUUGUGGAUCCUGAUUGU
Molecule: messenger RNA, 1407 nt
Organism: Mesorhabditis belari
Lineage: Eukaryota; Metazoa; Nematoda; Chromadorea; Rhabditida; Rhabditidae
Source: the annotation of a GenBank genome assembly